Molecule: messenger RNA, 2424 nt
Organism: Anolis carolinensis (green anole)
Lineage: Eukaryota; Metazoa; Chordata; Lepidosauria; Squamata; Anolidae
Exons: 2
Coding region: 424-2160 (578 amino acids)
Molecular function (GO): zinc ion binding; nucleic acid binding
Source: RefSeq, a predicted model, not a curated record
UGUCAUGCAGCCAGAUCCCAGGGCUGAAUUUCCAAGCCCUGAAUCUGACUUCAUAACAUAAACAUGCGAGCACCUGGCGGGAGAAGAUAAAAUGAGCCUGGGAACUCAGGGGUGAAAGUAUAAACAAUUAUAAUUGCUGUAGUGUGGGGGGGAUAGAAACCUUGGUGGAAAUGUGAUCCAGAAGGUGGGGUUUGAUGAUGAUAUUUGCGUGUGAUAUUACGUUGCAUCAGAAGUGAUAAAAUUAGAGGUAUGUAAACAUUAGGUCAUUCUCGACUUUUCCAAAGUCAUGUAUUCUUCAAUAAAGAUUGUGUUUGAGAGCAGCUGUCUUUGAUCUGCGUUCAGACUGGUCCUUUGAAGUAAGCCUGACAUUAAAGUCGAGAAUCCCAUUUCUCACCCUCCUGCGGAAUUCGCAGUGAAGUGAUAAUGAGCGAGGAAGAAGAUCAAAGCCCAAAUGAGGCAGAGAGGCCUUUGCAAGGGGCCCGGCCGAAGAGAGAAGAGACGCUGCAAGCCAUAGCUUCCUCUACGGGGUACCCCAAGCCGAACGGCGUGACCCAGAGAAUUCCCAGGCUCGGAAGAGGCGUCUCUGCGGCUGCAGAAACCAGUUGGGGAUCUGGAGGAAGUAUGCCGGAGACCGUGGCCCUGCGGUUAUCCAUCCUGGAAACUAAUUUAUCCAGGCUGUCGGAAACCGUGGGGAGAUUGGUGCCAUUAUUGGAAGAGAAUCUCCAGAAGGAGGCCAGCCGAUAUGGCGCCGAGAGAGAACCAAGCAAAGAAGGAGAUUGGAGCCAGAGGGGCCAGCGGGCGUCAACGCAGAGUCCCGUGGCGGCAAGGGACGAGGGAGAUGAGGAAUACUGGCAGGAGCUGCAGUUCCGGGACAGCAUGGCGCGAGAAGUGGAGCGUCAGCGAGCCCUGGGGACCCUGAGGCCGCCGUCUCCAACAGAGCUCCCAACCCCCCGAAUGGGCGUCGGGGUGGAAAGGCCACUGGGGCCAGGGAUCGGGUCCAGUGGAUUCGCAGACGAAGGCGGAGAGGAGCGGGGGGUCCAGGAAGAGGAGGAGGAUGUGCCGUACGACGAGGAAAGGCGAGAUGAGGGGGCUACAGCUAGGCCAGUAUGCGGAUGGGCGGAAGAGCCGACAGCGGCGGCAGACUUCCAGGAGCCGCGCAGAAUGACCACCGGAGUGGGGCGCGGCGUGUUCCAAGGAGCCGCCCGAGGAAACCUGAUGCAACCCUUCCCCAUGCCGCCCAGACAACAUCAAAGGGCUGCAGAAUGGAUGCCUAGAAGGGAAGAUCUCAAGCUGGAAUACGGAGGGGAAUCAGAUGAACUGAACUUUUUUCUAAUUAGCAUUAGAGGAUACAUGGAAGACAACGCACACACAUUUCCCUCCGAAGCAAGCAGGGUUCGAGCCAUCGGCAACACACUAAAGCGAGGAGCGGCCAGCUGGUAUGUGCAAUUGCAUGCCAGACGCGACCCAUGCCUGAGGUCAGUGCCCCGCUUCCUCGCCGCACUGGAGAACCGGUUCAGAGACCGGCUAGAGCAAUUGAGGGCUCGAGACCAGCUGAAAGGAAUAAAACAGAGGGACAAAACGGUGCCCGAGUACGCAGAGGAAUUCCUCCACCUCGCGGAAAGGGUACCGGAGUGGUCUGAAGUAACCAAAGUGGAACUAUUUAAAGAGGGACUACGCCCCGAGAUUUUCAGCUGGGCAGCGCACAGAGACGACCCCGAGACGCUCCAGGGAUGGAUUCAACUAGCGGGGCGCGUCGAAUCUACCCUGGCCCAAGUAAAGCGCUUCAGGAGCAGCAGCGGCCAGCAAAGACCGGUGGCGAGAGGUCGAGGAGAAACGAGGAAGCAAGAAAGACCCGGAGGGAGGCCGGGGAUUCCCUCCAGAGGAGACGACAACAAACCUAAACCGGGAUGCUUUGUAUGUGGGAAGACGGGCCACCGAGCAGCGGAAUGCUGGGCCCGGAAGGGGGAGCCGCCAAAAGCCCCAAAACCCAAGCCAGCAACCGGGAGGCGUGCGGAGGAGGAGGUGCAGGCCCCAGAAUCUUCGGAAAGAUUGGACUAUGGUGAAAGAAGAACCGAAGAGGAGGACGAAGAAAACGGGGGCGCCAUGUCAUGCAGCCAGAUCCCAGGGCUGAAUUUCCAAGCCCUGAAUCUGACUUCAUAACAUAAACAUGCGAGCACCUGGCGGGAGAAGAUAAAAUGAGCCUGGGAACUCAGGGGUGAAAGUAUAAACAAUUAUAAUUGCUGUAGUGUGGGGGGGAUAGAAACCUUGGUGGAAAUGUGAUCCAGAAGGUGGGGUUUGAUGAUGAUAUUUGCGUGUGAUAUUACGUUGCAUCAGAAGUGAUAAAAUUAGAUGUAUGUAAACAUUAGGUCAUUCUCGACUUUUCCAAAGUCAUGUAUUCUUCAAUAAAGAUUGUGUUUGAGAGCA